Messenger RNA from Medioppia subpectinata, 412 nucleotides. Lineage: Eukaryota; Metazoa; Arthropoda; Arachnida; Sarcoptiformes; Oppiidae. The record is from the annotation of a GenBank genome assembly.
GUACUGUACUAUUGUGAUGGCAUUUCAGGUCUAUAUAAUAGCAAACAGUAUCAAACGAUUCACUGUUUACCUAUCGCUUCCCUGGCCUAAUGGUCAGCCGCCCUUCUCAGCCCUCAACGCCUAUGUGGUGUUCAUCGGGUCGGGUGUAGUAAUGCUGCCAUUCUUUGUGGUGGUGGCGAUGAUGAAAGUCGGCAAUUACUCCAAUGAUGGACACAAAUUAGGAAAUCCACGCAAAUCUUAUGACACGUCUGUUCACAACAUCUAUCAAAAUAUCAAAACAUCUGCGAAAGAAAUGCGAAGAAAACGAAGAUUUCAUGCCUUGAAACUCAUUUGGAGACAUUGCCUCCCAAUCGCACCAUUCCUUCAUUUGUUGGCAUCCAUUUGUUUUCUCAUUCCUCGCGUUUUAAUGGAA